AUGAUCCCAGCAGUGUUCCUGCUCUUACUCCUUUUGGUUGAACAAGCAGAGGCCCUGGGGGAGCCUCAGCUCUGCUAUAUCCUGGACGCGAUCCUGUUUCUCUACGGUAUUGUCCUCACCCUCCUCUACUGCAGACUCAAGUUGCAGGUGCGAAAGGCAGCUGCAGCCAGUGAGAAAUCCGAUGGCGUUUACACGGGCCUGAGCACCCGGACCCAGGAGACUUAUGAGACCCUGAAGCAUGAGAAACCACCACAAUAG
Molecule: messenger RNA, 258 nt
Organism: Rangifer tarandus platyrhynchus (Svalbard reindeer)
Lineage: Eukaryota; Metazoa; Chordata; Mammalia; Artiodactyla; Cervidae
Source: the annotation of a GenBank genome assembly